GCGCGGUCAUGGCGGAGCUGACGGACGCGGAGCUCCGCAAGGAGCUGCUGGCGCUCGGCUACCGCCCGGGGCCCAUCACCGCCACCACCCGCAAGGUCUACAUCAAGAAGCUGGGCUGCCUGCGGGCCGAGGUGGCGGCGGCCCGGCGCAGCGGCCGCACUGCGCCGCCCAGCCCGGGCCGCUCCUCCGCAGGGCCGCCGCAGGCCUCGCCCUCGCGGCAGCCCUCCGGCUUCACCAGCGGGGCCGCCCGUGAGAGUGAGGAGGAGGACGAGGAGGAGGAAGAGGAGGAGGAAGUGGGGCGGCCGCCCGCGUCCCGCUGGGGGACGUUGGGGGAGAGCGGCGGGCAGGCCUGGGGGGACCCCCGGGGGUCCCCGCCGGGCCGGGGCGGAGGCAGAGGUGGCGGUGGGCUGGGGGCAUCCCUGGCUGGGCACGGGGGGUUGAGUUCCCCCUCGCAGUGGGACACGUCCAUAGAGAGGAGCGGGGGCCUUGGGCUGGACAGGGCCGGGGAGCUGAGCUCUGCGUCCCAUUGGGAGACAUCCAGAGAUGUUGCAGAGCACGGCCGGGGGCUCAGCCAGGGGCUGGGGGCGACCCUUGAUGGGUUUCGGGGCUCCUCAUUGCAGUGGGGCGCCUCAGAGAGGAGUGGGGGGCUCAGCAGUGGCCUGAGACCGACCCUGGACAGGUUUCGGGGGUCAAACUCCGCAUCCCAGUGGAGCCCCUCAGCAGAGAGGAGCGGGGGGCUCGGCAGCCGGGCUGGCUCGGGGUUGGAUGGUGUUGGGGGACUGAGCUCCACGCCCUACUGGGCCUCCUCAGCAGGCUCCAAACCCCUUCCCAGCGAGGAGGAGUCCAGGAGCCACUGGGGGACAUCAGGAGGGGGAAUCAGGGCACAGAGCUCCCGAGCUGCCUGGGACACGGCGGGGGAGAGGAGGGGGCUCUCCUCCAACAUGUGGUGGAGACGGGAGAGCGAAGUGACCCCCAGCACCCAGUGGGUCUCCUCAGCGGCCCCCGGGAGGUUCAGCAGCCUAUUCAGGAGAGGGAAGGAGGACCUGGCUUCCAGCGUUGGGAAGGAGGCAGAGCGGGAUGCGGGCAGCCGGGCUGGGGGGCUGAUCCGGCGCUUCCCGUGGCGGGCAGUUGGCGAUGGGGGGCAUGGAGUGACCCCACGCACGGCCCUCCUGCGCUCAGCGCCGAGGCAGCAGCCGGAGGGGAAGGGGAAGGGCCUGGAGUAUUACCUGUCCCAGUUCCUCUGCCUCGCCACCUUGGUGCUGCUCCUGAUUUUUCUGGGGAUCCUCGUGGUGAAGAUGGUUGGGUCAGGCUGGCUGGACGGGAGCGAGGAGAGCUUUAAUCUCUUGCCUGUGGAUUGUGACAAAAGCACGGAUGAGUUCUGUCAGGCCAAGCACAAGGAUGUGACCAUGGCCGUGCUGCACGAGCUCUACAAUUACCUGUCUGUGCAGGCAGGUAAUUUUGAAUGUGGAAACCCUGAGAACUUAAAAAGCAAAUGCAUUUGGGUUAGUGAGGUGAAGGAUCACGUGCUGAAUGUAACUGGCAGUUCCUCACAGAAGUUUGAAGCUGCCCUGCACUGGAUACUGAACAGCAACAAGGAUUUGGGAAUUUGGUUGAAAGGCAGGGACCUGUCAGAGCCGGUUUCCAGCGUGGAGGAAGUGUUCUGCCUGGAAUCUGCCCACCCCCAGAUGGGGCUGGGCUGCCGCUUCCGCCGGGCCGUGGUCACGGCCAUCAGGAACCUCUUCCUCUUCUUCUGGAGUCUGAUAACCCUUUGGGGGAUCCUGCUCUACCUCCGGUAUCGCUGGCGGAAGAUGGAGGAGGAGGAACAAGCCAUGUAUGAAAUGGUGAAGAAGAUCAUAGCUGUUGUCCAGGACCACUACAAGGAAUGGGAGCGGAAUUUGGAGCGUUACCCCUACGUUGGCAUCUUCCACGUCCGGGAUAGCCUGAUCCCUCCUCAGAGCAGAAAAAAGAUGAAGCGGGUGUGGGAGAGAGCCGUGGAUUUCCUGGCCUCCAACGAGUCCCGGAUCCAGACAGAAUCCCACAGGGUGGCAGGGGAGGACAUGCUGGUGUGGAGAUGGACUCAGCCCUCGUACCUGUCAGACUCGGAGCACUGAGGCAGCAGGAGGAGCAGCCGUGGAUCUGGGUGGGGACAUGGACCCUGUGCAGGGCUCAGGCCCCUCGCUGCUGGGGGAGGAGCAGGGCCUGGCCCCAGGGUUGGGGGUUGCACGGCUCUGUUUGCUCUCACUGCUGAAAUUCUCCAAACACACACGUUCAGGGCAAUAUUGGCUUGGAAAGAAGAAGGGCUUGAGCUGGUGGGAAGCUGGAAUUGCACCAAAGUGAGCCUUCCACAGAGACCUGGCUCCCGUGGCAAGCAAAGAAUACACAAAGAAUACAAAGAAUAAACUGCACAGCCCUCUCGAGGGCUGGGGUGCUCUGCCAGAGCCUGGGGGUGCAAAAUCUGACCUCAGUUCUGCAAAGGCCAACUGGUGGCAGAGUCCAUCAAGGAAUGUGCUGAAAGAUACCAUUUCCCAUGGAAACAUUUGGGUGGCAGUGCAGGCGUGUCUUUGUUUGCGUUUGUUUUUAUCAGUGCAAAGACAGUGAGGAAGCACUUGCUGCUUCCCAGCAAGGAGAA
Pseudopodoces humilis (Tibetan ground-tit) is the source of this 2629-nucleotide messenger RNA. Lineage: Eukaryota; Metazoa; Chordata; Aves; Passeriformes; Paridae. The record is from RefSeq and is a predicted model, not a curated record.